AUGGCGCGCGCCAAACCCCUCCGCGUCCCAACGACCGGCAGUCUCCCAAACAACCUUCGCAUCCCCUCAUCAACACCCUCCCUCGCCAAAUCCCUCAGCAAACACACUCGUCAAGCCCUCCUCGAUCUAGCCCUCUUCUGGCUUGAUGACGACAACAUCACGCUCUUCCCUCCAUACCUCAAAUCCACCGCCCAACAUGACACAACCGACGAAGAAACCCUCCCAUACCCGGCCGCCGAAACAAUCGACGAAAUCCGCCAAGUCUACAUUGACCUACAAGAGCGCAAGGGUGGAAAGCGCGAGGUCCUAGAGCGGAUAUUAGAAGGCGAUUGGCGCCAUGGGAUCACGUUGCGACAGCUCGCAAUGUCGGAUAUACAAUACAUGGACGAUCACCCCUCCAGUUUACGCUGGACAGCCCUGGAACUUAGUCGCAUCGAUGCGAGACCGAAGGAACCCCUCGAUUCCUCCGUACCAGACUGGUCGGCCAAUAUCCCACGCACACAAGCGGCGACCUUUGUCAGAGCCCUGCAGCAAGAAAUCGCCCCCUUCAUCAAAGUGCACUACCACCUCUCCCGCGCAACAGUCCUCCCCCUAACAUUCCUGCGCAUAUUUGUCCUCGAAUCACCCUACCAAGUACCCCAGCAAAACCCGGAGAUCUACUCCGACUCCUCGCGCGUCAUCUACGUCGCGUUCCCGGAUAGUUGUCCCUACGUAUACACCUCCGUCACCAGCUCGACGGGGACACUAGCCGGACCGCCGAUUAACAUGAUAGCCACGGACCCGAAGAGUUUACAGCGGUUGGUGCGCGAUGCGGUUCCCAAGGCUCUUUCCCGUCCUCACGAGCGGUAUACGCUGAAAGCGACGGGUCUGGCGGCGAAGAAUUUACCUACGUUGCUUGCGCUGCGUGGUCCCGGCAGGACGACCGCUGCGAAUGGCGCUUUUAGUAUCUUUGCUGAUGCGGCUGUUGAGGGGAGUCCGUUGGAUCCGCGGCCAUCGAAUACGGUCUCUGCGGAGGAGUAUAUGCGUGGGGAUGGCAAGGUGGUGUCCACGGAGGAUAAAGAGAAUGAUCGUCCUGCUGAUAGCAUGGGUCCUGCUUCGAAGCGACGCACUGCUAGUGGUGGUGACACCGGCAACAGCCCUCUCUCUCCUACGUCUAAAAAACGACGACUCGCGAUUCAGUCCCGGUUCGGCACGGCGGGGGGUUCACUCGCCCCCGCGCCCCUCGACCGUCUCGAUAUCCGGCUUUUGGAUGUACCGUCUAGCAAAGACGGUGAUGAUGCUACAACUAGUGCUACCCCUUCCGCGGCGCAACCUACUAUCUCAUUGACAUUCACGGGCUCCGAUGUUAUCGGUGGAAUCCGGAAACUUACUGAUCUGGGAUUAAUUGACCCUGAGCGAAUGCCAUCGUGGAUGACCGGUGAAGAAGCAGUUAGUGUGGCCGUUGUACGUGGUGGGAAGAGACUGAAGAGCUCUGCCUAA
Penicillium cataractarum is the source of this 1479-nucleotide messenger RNA. RefSeq names its product CENP-N/CHL4 family protein. The record is from RefSeq and is a predicted model, not a curated record. The coding region runs from base 1 to 1479 and encodes 492 amino acids. Gene Ontology annotation, biological process: chromosome segregation; CENP-A containing chromatin assembly. Lineage: Eukaryota; Fungi; Ascomycota; Eurotiomycetes; Eurotiales; Aspergillaceae. The transcript has a single exon.